This is a messenger RNA of Oppia nitens, 957 nucleotides long. RefSeq names its product nuclear hormone receptor HR96-like. Lineage: Eukaryota; Metazoa; Arthropoda; Arachnida; Sarcoptiformes; Oppiidae. The transcript has 5 exons. The record is from RefSeq and is a predicted model, not a curated record. The coding region runs from base 1 to 957 and encodes 318 amino acids. Gene Ontology annotation, molecular function: nuclear receptor activity; RNA polymerase II cis-regulatory region sequence-specific DNA binding. Gene Ontology annotation, biological process: negative regulation of transcription by RNA polymerase II; positive regulation of transcription by RNA polymerase II; cell differentiation.
AUGUCAUCAAAACUCUUAGAUAAAUGUGUUGUUUGUGGUGACAAAGCGUGCGAACUGAUUGAGAAAUCUAACGAUGAGUUUGACAUUCAAUUUGAAACAAAUAUUAUUGACAGAUAUUUAUCUUAUUCGCCAAUCGGUGAUCAUAACAGUUUAAAAGAGCAAAUUUUACAAUAUUAUCAAAAAUUUGACAAUAAUUGUUAUGAAUGCGUACCCAUUGCCAAACCUUUUACUGAUUAUAGCUAUCAGUUUACCGAAGCUGAGAGCAAAAAACUGACUGAAUUGUUGAAUGCAUCACUGUUUAUGAAAAAUCAUUUCACUGGUGGUACUAUAAUUGAAGCCAAAACUAUUGGCGAUUUUUAUGUCCAUUGGGUACCAAAAGUAGAGUCCGAUUUGAAAAAUCUGGUUUCAAUGUCUAAAUGUUUGACUGGUUUUGAAAAUCUCUGCGAUAACGAUCGCAUCUGUUUAAUGAAAUACGGCUCGUCUGAGAUCAGUCACCUAAGAAUGAUUGAGUUUUUCAAUUUCGUUGACAACUAUUGGACUAUACUUAACAAUAAUAAUUAUUCUAUUGUUGUAAAACUCGAUACAUUAAACAGUUUUAGACAAUUUCCUAUUGAUUGGAAAAACGACUAUUUUUUAAAAUCAGUGUCCGAUUGGGACCCGGAUCCUAUUAUAUUAGAUUUGUUAACAGCUAUUAUGUUGUUUAAUCCAAAUCGAUCUAAUCUUAUGUAUAGUCAUGUUAUAAAGCUUCAACAACGUGUUUAUCUAUAUUUACUUCAACGAUAUCUUCUUAUGAAAUAUCGGUGCAAAGAUUUAUCUAAAUCUCGAUUUAUAAAUCUAAUGCAAAUGUUAAGUAAAUUGACUUUAAUGUGCAAAUUAUUACGAGUUUGUCUUCGCAAAGAUAAACCUAAAUUACCGGAUAAGCGAUCUCUUUAUCAAGAAAUUUAUGAUUUAAAAUAA